GUCUAUUCUUCUCUUCUUCUCUCUUUUUUUUCUUUGUUUCUGUUUCUGGUUUCUUCCUUCCUCUGUCAUCCUUCACUUUUCUCUUCAUAUCAUCUGGCCAUGACAAGUUCACUUCCAGCAAUCCCCAAGAACCAUCCCGUCUUUUCCUCACAAUCCCCGACCAUGACUUUAGGUGUUAUUGAUGGCCUCGAAGUCGAAUACAAAGAGGGUGCCAUUUCGCAAAUGCAGCCGCAACAGCAAGGAAAGCAACAACUUUCUUCGGGACAGCAGACCCCUCAACAACAACCACCACCACAAGGAUGGACCGUGCGCGCACUUUACGAUUUUGAAGGCCAACCUGAAUUCUCAGAACUAUCUUUUUCAGCGGGCGACGUGUUGAAAGUAAUCAAAGUUGGGCUUGCGGAGGGCUGGUCCUUGGCUGAAAAGGAUGGUGCCCGAGGUUUAGUUCCUGAAUCAUAUAUUACUUAUAUCCAUGAUUUUUCGGUCUCCCCUGAUGGUCAUGUCGGCGGUCACACCCAGGAAACGUCCGUUGCAUCCGUUUACUCUACUUACUCGACCGCCACCGUUAAUACCAUUAAUACCAACCCACGUAAUUCUGUUUUUGGUAAACGCCAAUUGAACCGCUUCUCUUGGUUCGUUACCACAGGCGCUGAAGAGUUUGUUUUAACAGGGGGAAGUGCCAAUAACCAGACCAACUCGGGCAAGGCAGGGUCCACAUCGACAGAAGCAGAAAGCCGUCGUCUCGGAUCAACGCAUGAAUCCAGCCCGGGUGGCUCUAUCAGGCAGUCACAGGGGCCCGGGUCGAGUGUUCGGAGUCAUAGUGGAGAGAAAGUUAUUGAGGAUUCGGAAGAUGAGGAGGAGGUGACCGAAUCGGACAAGCACUAUAUUCAAUCAGGGCCUACUUGGCAAGAAAAGGUCCCUCUGUUCAGUGUCCGAGUACACGAUCCAGAGACAAGGCGCAAGAUGGCGGGCAUGCAGGAGUACACGCUUUUCCAUGUAACCUCAACGUUUAAGGAAGGAGUGUCUGUCACAGUUGAGCGUCGUUACAGCCAAUUUCAAUGGCUCUAUGAUCGUCUUGUGACCAAGUUUGGCGCGCUCAUUCUGCCACCACUACCUGAAAAGCAAUAUGCAGGUCGCUUUGCUGAGGAGUUUAUUGAAUGCAGACGACGUGCCUUGGAGAGGUUCUUGAGCCGACUUGUGCGACAUCCUGUUUUGCGCUAUUCCGAUUUACUGACACAUUUCCUAAGCUGUAAUGACGAUGGCGAUUGGAAACGCGCAGAACGUAAGUUCGACAAUGAUCGAAUUACUGGCACAGCUUUCUUCCAACAUGUCUACCACCCUGAGUUUAAUAUCAAUGAAGAUGGGGAGCUUGAUUUGGCGGAGAGCUUCAAUGCACAUUGCAAAGGAUCCGAGAGAAUCAUGCCUUUCUUAAUGGACGCAUCAACAGCUUACAAGGAGGGGAUCGAAGAUUCUCAAUUCAGGUAUAAACGCCUUGGGCUUGCUCUUUUGGCCUUAGUUUCGACCACAAAGGAUGGCCCAGAGAAUAAAACCCUAAACGAUGAGCUUGCAUGGUGUUGGCGCGAAAACUGUAAAGAUUGUUUACGCUUAACUAAGGCAAUGCAGACUACUGCAGAGGCUUUGCAGCUUAUGGCAGAUGUUCAUCAGACACACAUUUCAGAAGGAUGUCAGGAUUGGCUUGAUACCAUCAAAGAAAACGCAACUCCUUCAUCUACUUUUGCCCCUGUCAUCGAUAUGCACAACGGCACACAUAAAAAACUGGUCGAGGUCUGUGAAAAGGAGCAAACAAUGGAGGAAAUUGUUUCGGAAACCGUGAAGUCAAGAUGCGACACAGUUUUUAAUAUUACUCUGGCAGAAAUGGAUCGAGCCCAUGACGAGCGUGUCCAAGAUUUCCGAAAAGGCACCAAGGAUUUCCUAGACUCCGAGAUUGCUUAUCAUGAAAAGAUGCUUGCCCAUCUUAAGAAAGCUCGUGCGGUUUUUGAUGAACCAUGUUAUGACGGCCUGGCUAGCAUGCCACGUUUCCGUUCCAAGUAUGAGAAAGAGCUGGAUGAUCAGCGAUAUCACUCACAAAAGCCUUCACGCCCUGUUUCAUCUGCCUCGGUUGCCUCAGUAUCUAACAUGGUCGGGGGUGUAAUGGAUGGCAUGAAUGGAUUAAUGAAGACCAAGACACGAGCUUCAACUGGGAGAGGCCUCAUGGGAUUCUGGUCUUGAUAAAGAUGGAAAAGGAAGUGGAAUUAGGAUUGUACAAGCGAAAUAGUUCCAUUAAAGAAGUUG
Lobosporangium transversale is the source of this 2292-nucleotide messenger RNA. RefSeq lists its product as hypothetical. The record is from RefSeq and is a predicted model, not a curated record. Gene Ontology annotation, biological process: plasma membrane tubulation; endocytosis; endosomal transport. Gene Ontology annotation, cellular component: plasma membrane; cytoplasmic vesicle. The transcript has 9 exons. Lineage: Eukaryota; Fungi; Mortierellomycota; Mortierellomycetes; Mortierellales; Mortierellaceae. Gene Ontology annotation, molecular function: phosphatidylinositol binding; protein binding. Bases 100 to 2229 code for a protein of 709 amino acids.